Oikopleura dioica is the source of this 1281-nucleotide messenger RNA. The record is from the annotation of a GenBank genome assembly. Lineage: Eukaryota; Metazoa; Chordata; Appendicularia; Copelata; Oikopleuridae.
AUGGCAGACUAUCCACCAACUGCGCUUUCUGAGGGCGUCAAGAAACUCCCCGAGUGGAUUCAAGCUGGAUGCGGCGACAAAGAAUACUACUGCGAGGAGAAAGGUGCCACUUUUCUGGCUGAGAAUCUGCCUGACAAACUCCCGGACCUGUCCGAACAUAACAACAUCUUUGCCGAAGCAAUGCGCGCGAAUCCAGGCAUGUACGACGAGCUCAAAAACAAGACGACCAAGUUGGGAGUCAACAUUGGCCACUGCAUCAAAACUGGCAUCGAUAACAAGGGCCACCCUAUGAUCAAGACUUGCGGCCUUGUCGCUGGGGAUGAAGAGUCUUUCGAGCUUUUCAAGCCAAUCUUCGACCCGGUAAUUUCCGCUCGUCACAAUGGAUACGCGGCCGAUGCUAAGCAUCCCACCGACCUUGACGUUGACAAGAUCUCUGAUACAAAGAUCGAUCCGACUGGCAAAUACGUUCUUACUUCACGCUGCCGAACAGGACGAUCUCUUCGAGGAUUCCGACUCCCUCCUUGCUGCUCAUUUGAUGAACGACGGGAGAUCGAACGAUUGGUCGUCAAGGGUCUCAAGAAGCUCGAAGGUGAUCUUGCUGGCGACUACUUUCCCCUUGCUGGCUCUCGAUCUUAUGGCGAGAAGCCGAAUGGAAUGACCGCCGAAAAGGAGGAAUACCUUCGUGAGCGAGGAAACCUCUUCCAGGAACCUGACUCAACUCUUUUGCUUAGCUCUGGUUGCGGCCGACACUGGCCUGACGCUCGAGGUAUUUUCCACAACAACGAUGAGAAUGUCUUCGUCUGGAUCAACGAAGAAGAUCACACCCGACUCAUCUCCAUGGAAAAGGGCGAUAACGUCAAGCAAAUCAUCUCUCGAUUUGCAAAGAUAACAUCUUCUCUCAAAGAUGUUCUCAAGGAAGAAGGCGUUGAAUUUAUGCACUCUGAGCAUCUUGGCUGGAUUUUGACUUGCCCCUCUAACUUGGGAACUGGACUCCGCGCUGGUUCAAUGGUCAAGGUUCCACUCUUCUCCGCCAGAAAGGAUUUCAAGGAUGUUUGCAAGAAGAUGGGUCUCCAGGUUCGAGGAACUAAGGGAGUUGACUCUGCCUCUACUGGUGGCACAUGGGAUAUCUCCAACGCCGACCGACUUGGAAAAUCUGAAGUCCAGCUGGUAAACAUUUUCAUCGAGGGUGUUGCCCAGAUCAUUCGAUGGGAACAGGCCCUAGAGAAUGGCGAAGAUAUCGAGGAACAAGUUGCCGCUGCUUCCUUCCCAGAGAAGUACUAG